Messenger RNA from Aegilops tauschii subsp. strangulata, 861 nucleotides. The record is from RefSeq and is a predicted model, not a curated record. NCBI's taxonomy places the organism in Eukaryota, Viridiplantae, Streptophyta, Magnoliopsida, Poales, Poaceae.
AUGGUUGACCAGCCAACGCCUGCGGCGAAGAAGAGGAAGGAGGAGGCGGUGGUGCCGCUUGGGACCAAGCCGCCUGCUCCGGCUGCGUCUCCCUCUGUGGAGAAGGGCACUACUCAUGUCUCUCCAGCUCGGUCGUCCUCGCGAGGCCUAGGGGAGAAUCCUCUGGAGGAGCCAGCCCCCGUGGCCCCGCUAGCUCCAGAGGCACCGGUGUCCGGCUCGGCUGUUGAGGUCUCCAAGGCUCAGGAGCCCCCAGUCUCCCAGGCUAUGGUGACGGUACCUUCUCAUCCUCCUCCCGCUGCACCGCUGAUUCCAGGCCCUUCUGCCUCCCCUAUCGUCUUGGAGCGUGCUCUUCUUGAGAUGACCCAGCUGCGAGAAGAUCUUCAGGGCGCUGAUCCCCUCCUGGUGGCUGGGCGCCUGGAGCUAGUCUCGGGCUGGCUCCAUUCCGACAUGUCUGUUCGGGCGGCGCUGAGCCGGGCCACGGCGACCUCCGAGAAGGAGAAGCAGGCCGCUGCCCAAGCAGCGGCUGCUUGCGAGGCGGCGUUGAAGGACGUGAAGGCUACCGAGGAUCGCUGCCGGGCACUGGAGGCCGAGCUGAAGACCCUACGCAACGAGCAUGCGGAGGAAGCCCGUUGUUGCAAGGCGGAGGAGGAGAAGAUGAAGGCUCGAGAAGACGUCGUCAAGGGUCGUGACACCGAGCUGGAGCAGUCGGCGAAGGCACAGGCAGCUGAGCGCGCGUCCGCCUGGAGGAGCUGGAGCGGAAGGUGGGGGCAGAGAAGUCCGAACUUGACGCCAAGGCAAAGGUUCUGGCCGAGGACCACGCGGUCUUCGCGCUCCUCGAGGAGAGGUAUCGCGGCGCAUUGA